Messenger RNA from Candidozyma haemuli, 621 nucleotides. RefSeq names its product protein-arginine N-methyltransferase. The coding region runs from base 1 to 621 and encodes 206 amino acids. Gene Ontology annotation, biological process: peptidyl-arginine methylation. Lineage: Eukaryota; Fungi; Ascomycota; Pichiomycetes; Serinales; Metschnikowiaceae. Gene Ontology annotation, molecular function: protein-arginine omega-N monomethyltransferase activity. The transcript has a single exon. The record is from RefSeq and is a predicted model, not a curated record.
AUGAAGUAUGUCAUCGAGCAUAUGGAGGAAGGCUUCUCAGAAUGGGUCAUUCUUGAGUACUCCCAAAUUCUUCGUGAAGUUGGCCCUGAGAAUCUCGUAUUGACAUCCUUGCCUGAGAACACUACAGAGAAGGACAUACCCCAACGUCUCUUAGACUUGGGAUUGCAAUGGACAACCCAGGAAUGUGUUACCAUCGAUGGUGGCAUGGAUAGCUCCAAAGUUUGUUUGCUUGACCCAGCAGCCGAAACAGAUUUGGUUCCGGAGGACAAGUCAACGUUCGAGUACUUCGUGUUUGGCGGUAUCUUGGGCUCUCAUCCCAGGAUCGACAGAACAGGUAUACUAAGAGAGAAGUAUGGCUUCAGCGGCCGGAGACUAGGUGCUUUGCAAAUGACUACUGAUACUGCUAUCAGGGUUACACAGCUUAUUAUUGAAAAGCAAAAGAAGUUUGAGAACAUCAAGUUCAUUGAUUACCCUGAGAUCAAGUUCAGUCAGUAUGAGUCAACGGAGAUGCCCUUUAGGUAUGUUGUUAACUCAGAUCAAGAACCUAUCUUGCCUGAGGGUAUGCUUGAAUUGAUCAAACAUGAUGCAGAGCAGAGUAUUGAUGAUCUUUUAAUGGAAUAG